This is a messenger RNA of Penicillium diatomitis, 1569 nucleotides long. Its product is annotated as Zn(II)2Cys6 transcription factor domain-containing protein. Bases 1 to 1569 code for a protein of 522 amino acids. Lineage: Eukaryota; Fungi; Ascomycota; Eurotiomycetes; Eurotiales; Aspergillaceae. Gene Ontology annotation, molecular function: zinc ion binding; DNA-binding transcription factor activity, RNA polymerase II-specific. The transcript has 2 exons. The record is from RefSeq and is a predicted model, not a curated record. Gene Ontology annotation, biological process: regulation of DNA-templated transcription.
AUGACUUCGACCGGAACAAGGACCAAAGUCCGUCCGCAACAAUCGUGCCUUAAGUGCCGCGAGCGCAAAGUGAAGUGCGAUCGCAACAUUCCUUGUGAGGCCUGCGUCAACCGAGGCAUUGAGUCCGAAUGCACCUACCUGACCUCCGCCGAAGACCGCGCACAGAUCAGCCAAGCCGAAAUUAUCGAACGUCUACGACGAGAAGUCGCCCAACUGCGUGAUGAGUUGAGUCAAAGCUCGGGGCGGAGUCCAAGCCCAAUUCACCGUGACCGAGUAUAUGCCGACAGGAAAAAGGCACCCGGUGUGCGUGAGCGCUUUGGAGUUGGACACGACUCUAUGAAUACCAUCUCACGGGCGCGAGGGCCAGGAUCGAGAUCUGCGACCGGAUCAGCCGAGCCUACAGAUCUAGCCAGUUGUGCCGACUCCGCCUCCCCAUCAUCUCUAUCCACGACGACGGGCACCAGUUCGGUCACUGUCACGAGUCCCGAGAGCACAGAGAGUGAAGGCGGGGCGAGUGGCUCGGGCUUUUUCCCGCAGUACGCGUAUCCAGGCGUAGUGGAUGGAUAUCCGACCCAAAUGGCCGACGUCGAAAUGAUGGCGACGACUGAUAGUGCAGCAAUGAACCACUGUAUGUCCCAGUCAUUCUGCGUGCAGGUGCUUCAAAAGAGCAGCCUGCCUUCCUCUCCGGUUUUGUCGCUAUUUAGCGCAUGUUUGCUUCCUACGUCAGACCGAGUUGGAGUGCUUUUCUCAGGCUUGAUCACUCACCUUCCCUGCUACCUAGAUUAUGGUGAUAAAUCAACGAUACAGUACCUGUCGAAGGACGUGCCAUCGUACUCAUUCAAAGAUCCUGAACAAAUGACGGUACAUCAUCAUCCGACGCAGAGUCUGUAUCCAACCUUCAAUGAUCAACUCUUGGAACGGACUCCGUCGGGUGUCCAUCCAAACCAGCAAGUUCAAGCUCACGGACGCCACCACUAUAACCCAGCACCAUCCCACACCUACGAGUAUACUUCAUAUCAAACCCAGUCGGGCUUUCAAUAUCCUCCAUCGCAUGACUUUAUAGCCUCCUCGAAUUCCUUAUCCUUACCCGGCCACGGUGUCCCCGAAUUUGGCAAUCAUCAGGCCUGGACUCACGAUCCCGGCCAUAUCCUCAUAUCAAGCCAACGACUAUCAUCACCCAUGGCCCCAUUUCAGCACCCGUCAACACUGAGCGCAGGCGGAUUUACCGCCCCACCUUCUACAACGACCCCAGUCCACUUGGCAUCAACGUCAACAUCAACAUCAACACCAUACCACUUAGACGCCCACGGCACGCCUUACCACCCAUCUCAACCCUACAUCUACCCUGCUCAUGCGACAGAAUACCAAACUCGCGCAAUGGACGCCAUACCAGAAUCGUGGAAGGGGCCAGACAAGCAACCGCUGCUAGAAGCUCUCCUCGAAACAAUCACCAGCUGUGACGAGCAACGCGUUGCGCAGGUCGUGGCUGUGAUUCGCGCGAGCAGUACCCCCGAGGAUGCCGUCUCGGGAAUUUGCCGAAUCCUUGGCAUUAGCGGAGACUGGACGUAG